Molecule: messenger RNA, 2502 nt
Organism: Colletotrichum orchidophilum
Lineage: Eukaryota; Fungi; Ascomycota; Sordariomycetes; Glomerellales; Glomerellaceae
Product: MIF4G domain-containing protein
Exons: 1
Coding region: 1-2502 (833 amino acids)
Biological process (GO): ribosomal small subunit biogenesis
Cellular component (GO): nucleolus
Molecular function (GO): RNA binding; protein binding
Source: RefSeq, a predicted model, not a curated record
AUGCCUCCCAAGCCACUCGCCUUACCCACGCAGCUGCUAAAACAGAUUGGUGCGCCGGAACAAUCUGCCACCUCGAGGUCCAAUCCUCGUUGGAAGAGCCAGGGACAAAACAGAAAAGAUCGACGGAAAGCCGACAGACACUUAAAAAAGCAGCGACAGUCAUCAACGCAGCGGGACCAUCUUUCACGGAACCAACGUGUUGUCAGCAAACAGGGAAAGGACCACGAUGGCGGACGUACUUUCGACGAGCCGGAAGAGCCAACCCCGAAAAAGCGCAAGCGAGAACAUAUAAGCAGAAAUGAAGACGAAGACGAGUCACGGCAGCCUUUAGCAUUAACACAGCCUUCCCGUGUCGUUCAGGAAAGGCUAGCCAAGGAUGACGCCGAAAUCGAGCAGCUUGAGCGCAAGCUGGGGUUGAAGAAGGGUCGGAAGUCGAUUCCUAAGGCCUUCAAGGAUGACGGACUUGACGAAUUGCUUGGCGAUCUUAACGAUGGCAGCGAAUCGGACGAAGGGAGCCGCAGAGUCAAGAGCGAGGCCGAAGAAUGGCUUGCGGCAAAACGAAGAAAAGCGGUCUACGGUUUAGCGAAGUUCCGGUCUACUACGGAGAGCGACGAAGGAGACGAAGACUAUAUGGGUUUCACAGACGAAGAGACAUCAGACGACGAGGAUGACGACAAUGAUGUGGCCAUGAGCAUGGUAGAUCAGGGCGAUUCCGAUGACCAGAGUUCAUCAAGGGGCUCUGAAUCAGAAGACGAAGAGACUGUCCGAGAAACCAAGCCCAUCAGAGAAAAUCCCUAUCUUCCACCAGUCUCAGCUGGCACACAGCUUCCCAAGUACAUCCCGCCGUCGUUGCGAGCAGGAUCUGGUGGCGAUGCAGGUCUUGAGGCUCAAAUCCGAAGGAAGUUGCAGGGUCCUGUUAACAGAGUCGCUGAAGCAAACUUGAUAUCGAUUGUUGGUGAGAUCGACAGGAUUUAUCAGGACAAUCCGAGGGGCCACAUGAACAACAUCUUGACAAGCCUACUUAUGGCUCAAAUCUGCGACCCUACGAGCAAGCCUGACACUCUACUCGUCCUCUCCGCCGGCUUCGUUGCUGCCCUUUACAAGGUCAUUGGCAUCGAUUUCGCCGCGCAUUUUCUCACCACCGCUGUUGAGCGUUUCCAAGAAGAGAGGAAUAGGGCAGUAGUGGCGGCCAAGGAGGAACGCAUACCCACCAAAGAGACGUCUAACCUGCUCACAGUGCUUGCGGAAAUGUACAUGUUCCGUAUUGUCGGCAGCAACCUUAUUUUCGACUUUGUGCGGCUCCUCCUCGGCGAUCUAUCGGAACUGAACGCCGAGCUCCUACUGCGGAUUGUUCGCGUAGCAGGACCUCAACUUCGCAAGGAUGACCCGUUAGCGCUGAAAGAUAUCGUCAGCUUGAUUCGUCCGGCGGUAUCCAAGAUUGGGGAGAGCAACUUGACCGUCCGCACUAGGUUUAUGAUUGAGGCCAUCAGUGACCUCAAGAAUAACAAGAUCAAGGCCGGCGCACAGGAUCUGGUUAUUCUUGGUGAGCAUGUAACGCGCAUGAGAAAGGUCUUGGGUUCUCUUGACACGCAGAAGAUCAGAGCAUCAGAACCUCUACGUAUCGGUCUGAAGGAUAUCGAGAACGCAGACAAGACGGGCAAAUGGUGGCUGGUAGGUGCCAGCUGGGCAGGCCAGGGUACGCAGGAGGCAGCUAAGGAUGACAAGAAGGUCGCAGCCACAGGAGAUGUUGACGAUGUGGCGGUUGCGGAUGCUGAUGAUUUGGCGACCCGCGAUCACACGCAGUUGGCAAGAGAGCAAGGGAUGAAUACUGACGUACGACGGGCCAUCUUUAUCGCGCUCGUUGCUGCCGCCGACUAUAAGGACGCAUACAUGCGAAUCCUUAAGCUACGGCUCAACAAAUACAACAGACGCGAGGUGCCAAACGUGCUGCUUCAGUGCUCGGGAGCACAGCAACACUAUAACCCUUUCUAUACGUUGGUAUCCAGAAAGUUUUGCAUGGAUUCACGGAUCAAGCAUGCAUUCCAGGAUACCUUGUGGACGCUGUUCCGUAGGCUCGGUGAACCGCUGUUCGGAGAGGAGGCCGAGGAGGAAGACGAGGAGGGGGUAGACGACCGGCGGCUUAUCAAUACUGCAAAGAUGAUGGGAAGUUUAGUUGCCGAUGGCUCUGUCGGUCUUGGAAUCCUCAAGCCGCUCAAUCUGGCCUAUAUCAAGGAGAAGACGAGCUUAUUCGUCGAGGUGCUACUCAUUACUGUGCUUCAAGAGUGUAGUCACGUCAAGGGCAAGAGCGUGGAGCAGGCCCUUGGAGUGCCCUUCGGCAGCGGGUUGACGCCGGCCCUUGCAAGAAGUGUAGGCUAUUUCUUGCGCAAAAAGGUACGGGUCACAGAUCUUGUCGGCGGCAAAAAGGAAACUAGAAAGGUCAAGGAGACGUGCAAAGUGGCGGAGGCAUUGCUACAAAAGCCAGACAUAGGCGGAGAUCAGUAA